Molecule: messenger RNA, 680 nt
Organism: Colletotrichum acutatum
Lineage: Eukaryota; Fungi; Ascomycota; Sordariomycetes; Glomerellales; Glomerellaceae
Exons: 1
Coding region: 112-570 (152 amino acids)
Source: RefSeq, a predicted model, not a curated record
UGGGUCAGCCGGGAUGAUUUGCCUCCUGGGACCACUGCAGUUCCCUUCCGAAUCGAUCCCGAAGCUUUUGACCAGGUCUUCGAACGUGGAAGCAGGCCCUGACUGCCAUCGAUGACGGCAAAGGGAUCAUGGCUAAAAAAGAAAGGGUCCUUUUUUUUCUCACUGACAUUGCGGAUGGAUACAACCAGCUUGAGCUUGGUGCCCUCCGUCUUUCUCACCCGGCAGUCCCUUGUUCUCACCCCUCGGCAAUCUGCCCACUUGGUCGAGUGGUUGUUGCACCCUUACCGUCUCUCUGGCCCUAUCGCGUACCGGAGCGGCGAUUUCUCUUCACGGUUCUGGUAUACCCUCCCUGCAUCAGAUAUACCCCCAUCAGGGCCAAGGCAUGACUUCUUGGUGCUUAUCCAGCCAUUUCCUCUCCCAAAACCUGCUGUUUGCCCCCCAGCAGACUCCACUGUAUUCUCCAGAAUGGGCAGAGCUGUCCAAGUUACGCUGUUCGCUGGUGGUUUUCCACCCAAAGCAAGCCCCCCGUCAAGGACGGAGGCCAGGGGAAGGAUGACCCAGGGACUUUGAGCUUCCGAGCCCACGCACACGCGCACACACACAGGCUCACACACAUUCGCGCUCAAGAGUCAACUGCCUUGAGUUGAGCCAAGAGCUGCCACCCUGGUACCCUUUCUCUC